This is a messenger RNA of Cryptosporidium ubiquitum, 1068 nucleotides long. RefSeq lists its product as uncharacterized. The transcript has 4 exons. The record is from RefSeq and is a predicted model, not a curated record. Lineage: Eukaryota; Apicomplexa; Conoidasida; Eucoccidiorida; Cryptosporidiidae. Bases 1 to 1068 code for a protein of 355 amino acids.
AUGUGGAGAAAAAAAUGCAUCUUUUCUUAUAUACCUUAUAAUUAUUAUCUAUUCUGGUUUAUUUUAUUCCAAGUUUUAUUUCUAAGACAAAUUCAAAGUUUUCCAGAAGAUAGAAAGGGAGAGGUUUUCAGUGAAAUUAAUACGAGUUUGAGAAGUUCUUGUUACGAUAUAGCCAACUACCUUAGCCAGACUAUGCAAGAAACUCCACCUUCAGUCGUUGGAUAUUUUGAGCUAAUAGAUUGUCUUGAGAAUCCAAAACAUGAAAAUGACCUUGAAGACAAGGCAAGGUCUGCAAUAGAAAACAUGGACAAUAUAAUGCAGGAAAUCCCAACCCAAUUUAUUGGUACACUAUUUUAUACAUGUACUGUCAAAAAAAUUGAUACAUUAUUGACUGCAAUCAUCAGAAAUGGGUUUUUCUAUGCAACCAAAGAGCUUAUUAAUAGGAAGAUUUACGGAAUACAACACCUUCUCCAUGCAAGAGAUUCUUCCAAAGAAAAUGUUAUCCACUUAUCAGUUAGAGCUGAAUCUGUAAAUUUGAUCGACUUACUCUGGAAGCAUUUAAGCAACCAAAUAAGAUUUCUUCUAGAUGAAAAGAACUACAAUGGUGAAAGACCAGUAGACCUUUCAGAAGAAAUUAGAUGUGCCACAUGUACUACCAGACUUAAAGAAAUAUAUAGAAUAACUUCUCAGGCCCAUUUAUCGGAAUUACCACCACCUCCUCCAGUCCCCCAUAUUCCAGAACUGGAAAUAUUGCAAAGUGUUGAAACAAAUGAUGAUGAAAUUGAUGAAAAUAACGAACACAAAAUAAAGUCUAAGACCAAAAAAAAGAACAUCCGAAAAGUCAAGAAUAAAGAAAAUGACCAGUAUGAUCACUCCCAAAACUUUUCUCCAUUAGGAAGUGAGGAAGAUUAUUCAAAGCUUCACAAUGCGGGAUAUAUUGACUUUAAUGCAAUGGUUUCAGCAGAACAGAAAAAUAACAUCUUCGAUAGUAAGAUGAUUUUAGCUAUAACAUGCGCCAUUGCACUUUUGAUUUUUAUUAUAUCUUGUGUCUGUCUUUUAAAAAAGUAA